Molecule: messenger RNA, 1101 nt
Organism: Phytophthora infestans T30-4
Lineage: Eukaryota; Oomycota; Peronosporomycetes; Peronosporales; Peronosporaceae
Exons: 4
Coding region: 1-1101 (366 amino acids)
Source: RefSeq, a predicted model, not a curated record
AUGUCUGAAACACAACUCUCCGACCAAUACCUAUACCAAAGCUCGCUGACAAGCGAUCCGGAGAUCAAAGUAUCAUCCGGCAAGCGCGUGCCGUUCGUUAUUGAUCUAAACCAGGGUUCGUACCAGAAUGGUGUUAUUACGAUUGACGCUACGGCUCAGCUGAACGGAAGUGAGGGAUUUGCUCCGCUCCGCGAUGCUUACAUCAUGCUUCCUUACAAGGUUACUAUGAAAAACGAUACUACGGCUCAGACAACAGCUGCGAAUCGUUUCUGUGCUACUCUAAAGUGUGGAAACUGGGACGUCAUUGAUUCGAUGUCUUUAGAACUAAAUGGCAAGACUAUUGUGAGUAUGGCUGACUACAAACUCUUCUGGAAUAACAUCCGGGCUCAAACCGGCUAUAGCUCUCAGUAUGUUGAGAAGCAUGGAGCGGAGUCGUUCCUUUACCCCGAUGCUGCUCAGUCAAACACUACAGCAUUUUCUUCUUCGUUUGCUGCGACUGGACCAUCCGGUGGAGCUUCUAUUGCUAGCGAUGGUCUUGUAAAGCGACUGCUAUCAAACCCUCCAUCUGCUGGUUCUGAUUUCAGCGCUUCUUGGCCUUCCCUUGGAGCUGCUGCUGCUUCUACAACCAUUGCUAACCAGACCGCGCGCGGUGCCUUUGUAACUGGAGCUGCUACUGCCAAUGCAAUCAUAGGUACGUGGAACUACAUGCUUAAGAUUAAGUUAGCUGAUCUUCACCCGAUCUUUAAGGAACUUGAUCUAAUGGCGAAUCCCCAGAUCCGUCUUUGCUUCAGAGUAGACCAAGGUGUAUCAGCGGUGGCUGUUGAUGCUGGUAAGGGGAUGAAGCUAACUUCAACUACUCUUGCAUCGGGUAAUACAUGUCCCGUGAUGGUUGCCGCCUCAAGCACUUGUAAUCCAAUGGCGAGUGUACUUGCAGCUUCUGCGCGUUUCAGUAUCGCGUGGGGAGCUGUUGUAAACUCACUCGAUCUUACUAUUGAUGGUACGUACAUGCCUUUCACGACUGCUCGACUUUACGUACCAUUCAAGGUACGUUUCAACGAUUGCUACGCUCAAUGGUUUUACCAACGGGCUGGCACUGUGUAA